Messenger RNA from Exophiala dermatitidis NIH/UT8656, 918 nucleotides. RefSeq names its product alcohol dehydrogenase. The transcript has a single exon. The record is from RefSeq and is a predicted model, not a curated record. Lineage: Eukaryota; Fungi; Ascomycota; Eurotiomycetes; Chaetothyriales; Herpotrichiellaceae. Bases 1 to 918 code for a protein of 305 amino acids.
AUGAAGGCAUGGGUUCUCACCAAGUUCAACACUCCAUACGAACUACAGGAGAUCCCAGUUCCUGCAAUCCAAGAUCCGCACGACAUACUCGUCCGAGUCGAUGCAGCAUCCUACUGCCACACCGACGCCGUGCUGGCCGCGGGCUCGAUGCAUCCACCAUCUCUUCCACACAUAGGAUGCCACGAGUUCACGGGGACGGUUGUCGCUGCACAUUCACCUGACAAAGAGUCAAUCCAUAACAUCCACAUCGGCGACCGUGUCGCAGUGCCCGGCCGAGGCUACCAUGUAUGCGGCAAGUGCAUGGAAUGUCUUAACCCGUCAGGCCCGGAUCCAGACGAACCAGGUUUCUCAGUCUACUGUCCCUAUACCGGUGGUGGUCUUGGAGUCGGCAAACCAGGAGGGUUCCAGGAAUAUGCAUUGGUCGAUGCGAGACAAGUGGCGCUGAUUCCUGAUACCAUGACGGCCGUCGAGGCGGCUCCGCUGAUGUGUGCGGGCCUUACUAUCUACGCGGCACUCAGAAAGUGUAAACUUCACCCGGGGGAGAGGGUGGGUAUUAUUGGAUGCGGGGGCGGGCUGGGACAUUUGGGAUUGCAGUUUGCGACUAAGAUGGGGUUGAAGACCACGGGGGUGGAUGUGAGUCCACGGGCGCUGAAGCUGGUUAGAGAAUUGAAUACUGGCGCGGCGAUUGUGGAUGCUUCUUCACAAAAAGCGGAAGAUGUAAGACGUAAUAUGGGAGAGGAAGACGGAAGACAACAUAUUGCUGAGAUGGGUCUUGAUGCCGUUUUGAUUCUGCCGGAGAGUCAGAAGUCGUUUGAUUAUGGGAUGGAGCUGGUCAGGAACGGCGGUCUGGUGCAGGUCAUUUCGUUCCCGCCGGAGGGGUUCCAUGUCUCGGCUAAUGAUUUGGUUUUCGUCGCGUGA